GCCAGAAACAAGGAGACUGGAGUCUUAGCUGCUGCAAAGGUUAUUGAGACAAAGAGUGAAGAAGAGCUUGAAGAUUACAUGGUUGAAAUUGACAUUCUGGCUUCCUGUGACCAUGAAUACAUUGUUAAACUUCUGGAUGCUUUCUUUUAUGAGAACAAACUCUGGAUCAUGAUUGAGUUUUGUCCUGGAGGUGCAGUGGAUGCAAUAAUGUUGGAGUUGGAUCGUGGGCUGACUGAACCUCAGAUCCGUGUUGUUGGCCGUCAGAUGUUGGAAGCCAUUCUCUACCUUCAUGACCACAAAAUCAUCCAUCGCGACCUGAAAGCUGGCAAUAUUCUGCUCAUGCAGGAUGGUAGCAUUAAACUAGCGGAUUUUGGCGUUUCAGCAAAAAACACAAAAACUCUUCAAAAGAGGAAUUCUUUCAUUGGGACACCCUAUUGGAUGGCCCCAGAAGUCGUGAUGUGUGAAACUAUGAAAGAUACACCAUAUGAUUAUAAAUCUGAUAUCUGGUCCCUCGGUAUAACGUUAAUCGAAAUGGCUCAAAUAGAGCCACCUCACCACGAGUUAAACCCAAUGAGAGUGUUGCUGAAAAUUGCUAAGGGAGAGCCUCCGACGUUGGACAAUCCAUCAAAAUGGUCUAAAGAUUUUAAAGAUUUCCUCAAAAAAGCGCUGGAUAAGAAUCCAGAAACCCGUCUAAAUGCAAGUCAACUGUUAGAGCAUCCCUUUGUGAGCAGUGUUUCUGACAGUAAGCCCCUCAGGGAACUGGUAGCAGAGGCAAAAGCUGAAGUCAUGGAGGAAAUUGAAGACAACCGUGAGGAAGAUGAUGAAUCAGACCAUUUGUCACCCUCUUCAGGUCACACACGUGCUCUAUCUGAACUGAGCCAGAUAAGUCUGGAAGCAGAAAAGCUUCCUAAGACGCCAGAACCUUCAGAUGUCAAUGGAGUAAAGCCUGAAGUUGUGAAAGUUCAAGCUGAUAAAUCCAGUGACGAGGGCAUCUGCAGCAGUGACAGUGACAAGGCAGAGAGUGAGAACUCGGUGAAGAGCAGAAGUACAGACUCGGGAAUAGAAGAUGGGAAAGUCAGCCCGUGUGUGAAGGACAAAUCUGAAAAGGAUGUGCAGACAAACGAAAAAUCAAAUGACGCAACUACUUCUGUGCCAGAUUCUGAAGAGAUCAAACUACCAGCAAAGAGUUCCCCUCCACGGGAGCAAAGUUUGCCAGACGUUUGCGCUUCUGCUCAGAUUGAGGAUGCUGCUGAUCCAAAGAAUGGAGAAGUUUUGCUCAGGGGAAGUGAAACCAAAAUGGAUGAAAAUGUACCUCUGGGUUCAGAUUCUCUGACCGAAGCACUGGAUUCCACCGGUCAAAAAUCCAAACGGGAUUCUGAUUGGGGCAGCGUGUCUGCUUCCGACAGCAUUGACCUGAAUAUUUCACUUUCAGCGGACCUUUCAUUGAACAAGGAAACUGGUUCCAUUUCGAUACGGAAUGCCAAAGCGCACAACAAAACUCUGAAACGAACCAGGAAGUUUGUGGUCGAUGGGGUUGAAGUGAGCGUCACAACAUCGAAGAUUAUUGGCGACGAUGAAAAGAAAACUGAAGAAAUGCGAUUCCUAAGGCGACAGGAGCUGCGGGAGCUGAGAUUGCUACAAAAGGAGGAACAUCGAGCUCAGACUCAACUGACUGCCAAACUACAGCAGCAACAAGAACAAAUGCUUCGUCGAUUUGAGCAAGAGAUGAACGGAAAGAAAAAGUUCUUUGACACAGAGUUGGAAAACUUGGAGAGGCAACAGAAGCAGCUGAUUGAGAAGAUGGAACAGGACCACACAAGCCGUCUCCGUGACGAGGCCAAGAGAAUCAAAGCUGAGCAAGAAAAGGAAUAUGCCAAAUUCGUGGAGCAGCUGAAAAUUCAGAAGAAAGAGGUAAAGAGUGAGGUUGACAAACUUCCCAGACACCAACGCAGAGACAGCAUGAAACAAAAAAUGGGAGAAUUUUCACAGAAGAAGCAUGCACAGGAUCAAGAGUUUCAAUCCAAGCAGCACCUGGAACUGGAUUUGGCGUUGAAAAAAAUAAUUGCACAAAAUAAGAAGGAAAUUUCUGACCAGGAACGGGAAUGCCUUGCAAAAAAACAGCAGCUUAUGAGAGACAGAGAGGCUGCCAUCUGGGAGUUGGAGGAACAUCAUCUGCAGGAGAAACACCAGUUCCUCAAACAGCAGUUGAAGGACCAAUACUUUCUGCAAAGACACCAAUUGCUCAAGAAACACGAGAAGGAGUUGGAGCAGAUGCAGCGUUACAAUCAGCGAAUGAUCGAGCAACUGAAAGUCAGGCAGCAACAGGAAAAGAAUAGACUUCCCAAAAUUCAGAGGAGCGAGGGGAAGACCAGGAUGAUGAUGUACAAGAAGAGUCUGCGCAUUAACUCCACAGGCAGUCACACAGAGGAUCGAGACAAAAUAAAACAGUUUGGGCAACAAGAAGAGAAGAAGCAGAAAAUGGAAAAGCAGAAUCAGCAGCAGAAACAUGAAGCCCAAAUGAGAGACAUGCAACUCGAGUGUGAGAGCAACAUCCAGGAGCUUCAGCAGAUGCAGAAUGAAAAGUGCCAUCUUCUGAUUGAACACGAGACUCAGAAGCUAAAAGCAAUCGAUGAAAACCACAAUCAACAGCUGAAGGAAUGGAGGGAGAAGCUGAGGCCAAGAAAGAUGGCUUUGGAGGAGGAACUGACCCAGAAGAAGAAAGAUCAGGAGGUUUUCUUCAAACUCAGUGAAGAAGCAGAGUGUCAGAGUCCAAGUUCCCCAAACAAGAUUGCCAAAUUUUUCCCAUUUACCUCCGAACAAGCCUAACUGUUGGCAUUCUAAGGAAGUCCUGGGUAUCACACUGCGGUGCUUGCUUUGACCUCAGGAUUGUAGAGAUGUGAUCAAGCCUUUAAUUUAUAUAUAUUUUUUUAACUUAAAUGCAUUUAACAACAUUUUUUGUUUUGGAAGGGAACGAACUGCUGUAUUUACUACUGAAGUCCGAUUUACAAAAGAAUAAGAUGAGUUACAUGUUCUUGUAUUCACGUGUUCCACAAAAGAAGUCUAUGUACUUGCUGUGAUCGCAAAUGUAUACUGAAUCCUGCCAUGUUAAAAAAAAAUAUUUUUUUUUGUUGAGGGAGGCUUUUGUUUGUUUCUAGGGGACUUUUUGUGCUCUGUUUUCUAAGUUCGGUCUCUGUAUGAUUAGAUAAGGAAAAUGCUGAUUUAUAAAGCAACUUUUUUUAAAAUUAGUUUGUAAUCAAGUCAUUUUUAUUUUUUUCUUAAUAGAACUAGUGAAAAACUUCAUGGGGGAGAAUUCCUGCCCUUGUUAACCACUAUGUAAAUAUAUUGCUAAUAAAACUUAUAACUGGAA
This is a messenger RNA of Callorhinchus milii (elephant shark), 3367 nucleotides long. RefSeq names its product serine/threonine-protein kinase 10. Gene Ontology annotation, molecular function: ATP binding; protein serine/threonine kinase activity. The record is from RefSeq and is a predicted model, not a curated record. Gene Ontology annotation, biological process: protein phosphorylation. Lineage: Eukaryota; Metazoa; Chordata; Chondrichthyes; Chimaeriformes; Callorhinchidae.